Molecule: messenger RNA, 1951 nt
Organism: Owenia fusiformis
Lineage: Eukaryota; Metazoa; Annelida; Polychaeta; Sabellida; Oweniidae
Source: the annotation of a GenBank genome assembly
GUCAUGUCAACAAAACUUGAGAAAAAAUUGCACGAGAUAUGUCUUAGUUUUUCACUGUUUUUAUGAUUACCAGCAGGUAAAUAAAGGUUUGCUAUGCUUGACAAGAUUUCAUGUCUAUCAAAAGCAACAGUGAGAAAGCUUGUACAUGCAUAUAAGGUUCAAAGUCUUCGAAUUUGCAAGAUGAGCACCACCAAUGGCUUGCCAUCAAAUACUGAAAUUACUGGUCCUGGAAUUGUUGCUGUUUGCCAGAUGAAUUGCAAACCUAACAAAGACGAAAAUAUAAAGACAGGGAAAUCGUUGAUUGAGAAAGCUAAAGUUAGAGGUGCUAAGAUGGUUUUUCUACCAGAGUGCUUUGAUUAUGUAGGUGAAAGUAGAGAGCAGUCAAUCUCCAUGGCAGAGAACUUGGAUGGCCCUGUUAUAACACAGUAUAAGAAUAUUGCAAAGUCCUUGAAUGUUUGGCUCUCUCUGGGAGGCUUUCAUGAAAAGGGCCCUGAGCAUGAUGCCAGCAGAAUAUACAAUACUCACAUCAUAAUCAACAGCAAAGGAGACAUUGUCGCCACCUAUCAUAAGACACACUUGUUUGAUGUGGACAUUAAAGGAGGUGUGAAGUUGAAAGAAACAGACUUUACAAUACCUGGCAGUGCAAUAGAACCCCCUGUUAAAACUCCAUUGGGAAACCUAGGAAUUGCAACAUGCUAUGAUCUACGGUUUCCAGAAAUGUCUGUUGCCCUGAGACAACAGGGGGCACAGAUACUCACCUAUCCCUCUGCCUUCACACAACCAACUGGUAUGGCACAUUGGGAGGUUCUUUUACGUAGUCGUGCAAUUGAGAACCAAUGUUAUGUUGUAGCAGCUGCCCAAACAGGCAAACAUCAUGCAAAACGUUCAUCAUAUGGUCAUGCAAUGGUGGUUGAUCCCUGGGGAGCAGUAGUGUGCCAGUGUAAGGAGGGUGAAGAUGUUGCAGUUACAGAAAUAGACCUCACCUACCUCAAUAAAGUACGCACACAAAUGCCUGUACAGCAGCAUAGACGUUGUGACAUCUAUAGGCCUACAGUCACAUCACAAAAAGAACCCAUUGUAGAUAAUGCCACAUAUGCAUUUGGUCAGCACACCAUAAAGCGAGAUAUUAUAUUUUACAAGACACAUCUUACUAUGGCAUUUGUCAACAGGAAAUGUGUUGUACCUGGUCAUGUAUUGGUGUCACCUAUACGUGUAGUGCAGAGGUUUUCUGAGAUGACGCCUGAAGAAGUAUCAGACUUGUUCACUGUCUCACAAAGAGUGGCAACUGUUGUAGAAAGUCACUAUGGAUGCUCAUCAGUGACUGUUGGCCUGCAAGAUGGUCCUGAUGCUGGGCAAACAGUAAUGCAUGUCCACGUUCACAUAUUACCGAGGAAACCAGGAGACUUUAAGAGAAAUGAUGAUAUUUACAGUGAGAUGGAAAAACACGACAAAGAUUCCAGUGGUGAAGAACUUGAAGAUUCAUCUUCAGAAUGGAGAACACCAGAGGAUAUGGCAGCAGAAGCCAGCACCUUACGCCAGCUUUUUAAAGACUCCUGACACGAAAUAUAACAAAAACAAAAAUGUAAUGCAAAUGGAAUACUCAACAUGUGAAGCAUUUGCUUUUGGGAGAUCACCACAUUCUUUUCAACACAUUCGAAAUGGGACAUUUCUCUUAAUUCAGGGUGACCCAAAAAAUGCCACCCACUAUAUUUGAAAUAAUUUUCUCAGUAAUGAAAGAAUCUUCAUGAUUUCUUUGUGAUUAUACAGUGUUCAAUGGAAGAAAGAUUGCUGUACUUGUUUAGCAUCAACUACUUUGAGAUUUAGAGAUCUCACAUUUUCCGUCUAGGUAUGCUUUCGAUGAAAUCUUCAAAAAAUGUUCAAAAAUCAAAAAAUUUCUGAAAUUGGGAUUUCUGUCUUAGCCAUUAUUUGAGUCAUUUUUGGAUUGCUUUCA